GCUGGAAGUUUCCUGUGGGUUUCUGGAGGAAAUACAGCCGUGUUUGCCUGCCCAAGACGAAACGUGCAUGAAGGUACUCUGGGCCGAUGAUGGAAGCCUGGCCAACAGUGGCCUGGGUCCUGAUAAUGACCAACAUUGCUGAUUGGCAGAAAACUGUCCAGUCACGGGACUUCACCUUGACAGACAUCAUCCUGCUGCAUCCCUCAACCACACCACAUCCUGGUGCCUUCAAGUGCUUCACGUGUGAAGACGCUGCAGAUAACUAUGAGUGCAAUCGCUGGGCAGCGGAUGUUUACUGUCCAAAAGAUGCGAGAUACUGUUACACACGCCACAUGAUGGAUAACCAUGGAAACAGUGUGUCUGUGACCAAGCGCUGUGUGACUCUGAAGGACUGUCUGUUUACUGGCUGUGCUGAUGUCACUGAUAACGCCUUUCAGGUGUGCUCGUCCUGCUGCGAGGGCAACAUCUGUAACGUGUUGGUGCCAAGAAAUGAGAGCAGCGCCAUUUUCUCCUCGACUUCUCCUCUGGUCGGCUCGAGCAGAAGGCUUCUUCCUGCAAUGCUGAGCUACAUCAUCAUCAUCAUAAUCUGCAUCUUCACAGCUGGGCAUGUUUGAGAGGGAAACUCUGCAUGAAAACAAAACACAUAAACAACAACUUGAUAAAGAACACAAGGACAGAAAUUAGUUAACAGUGACGACCAAUGAUACAGAUAAAUUUCUUAACUAAUGCUGUGGUAUUGUUUAACACAGCUGGUACAUGUAGCAUAUCAGAUCUGGAAUUUGUGUUUACGGUAUCCUGCUCAGAUUAAUUAAAGUAACUCCAUAAGGAUGUUUCAGAAACUGUCCAAAACGUCGAGUCACAGAGAAAUGCAAUUUAACUUUGAGCAAACGGUAAACGCGUGUCAAAGCCUGUUACUAUGGCACCAAACUCCACUUACAUUUUUUUCCUUUCGGACAAUAUUUACAUUUUGUUUAAACUUUAUUAGGUAAUUUAUUUAUACUAAGUAUCAGUACUAAUAUUCGUUUGUUAUUGUUUAACCAUGUGUGUAUUUUAGGAGGUUUUGUCAAUAUG
Messenger RNA from Micropterus dolomieu (smallmouth bass), 1071 nucleotides. RefSeq names its product LY6/PLAUR domain containing 6 (gene lypd6). The coding region runs from base 87 to 614 and encodes 175 amino acids. The record is from RefSeq and is a predicted model, not a curated record. The transcript has 5 exons. Gene Ontology annotation, molecular function: acetylcholine receptor inhibitor activity. NCBI's taxonomy places the organism in Eukaryota, Metazoa, Chordata, Actinopteri, Centrarchiformes, Centrarchidae. Gene Ontology annotation, biological process: positive regulation of canonical Wnt signaling pathway.